AUGACUACGAAACAAACACACCGGGUCGAGGCGUACAAUGAAGAUGAACACCACUCGGAAAGCAAGAAAAGCAUGGCAGGGACGCAAGCUGAUGAACACGACAUGCAAGUACUAGGAAAGACCCAACAGCUUAAUCGAAAUUUCAGAUUUAUCUCUAUCCUGGGAUUCUCAUGUACUGCAAUGAGCACUUGGGAAAUCACGCUUUCAUCGAGCAUAUUCGGUCUGAUCAAUGGCGGGUUGCCUGGUCUGGUAUGGGGAUACUUUAUCGUCUGGAUGGGCUAUUUCACAGUCUUCGCCUCGAUAUCUGAACUGGCUUCCAUGGCACCUACAGCUGGUGGUCAAUAUCAUUGGACUUCGGAACUAUCGCCUAAGAGUUGUCAAAAAUUUCUCAGUUACAUGGUUGGAUGGCUCAGUGCCCUUGGCUGGCAAGCAGGUUAUGCAUCAAUAGCCUUUAUCGCUGGCACAUUGAUCCAAGGUCUGAUUGUUCUAAACAAUCCGAAUUAUAUCUUCGAGCGGUGGCACGGCACUCUCUUGGUCAUCGCUAUCACAGCUUUCUCGAUCUUCUUCAACACCUUCCUUGCCAAAAGGCUCCCGAUAGUAGAAGGAUUGGUAUUGAUCCUCCACGUUUUGGGUUUCUUCGGCGUCCUUAUCCCACUUUGGGUUCUGGGCCCACGAAACUCAACCGAGAUGGUAUUUACCGAGUUCACAAACUUUGGUGGCUGGAGCUCGACUGGACUAUCAGUGAUGGUCGGCAUGUUGACUACCGUGUACGGAAUGCUAGGAGCUGAUUCGGCAGUCCAUAUGGCUGAAGAAAUUCGCGAUGCCGGCAUUGUUCUUCCUCGAGCAACAAUGUGGUCAUUGACAAUCAACGGUGCUUUUGGAUUUGUCAUGAUGAUCACAUACUGUUUUACUUUGGGAGACCCUUUCGCAGACAUGGAGUCUCCGACUGGCUAUCCUGUGAUCGCUGCCUUCUUCUAUGCUACUCGAAGCUAUGCUGGCACGUCCGUCAUGAUCGCAAUCAUUAUCGUCAAUGUUACGGCAUCAUGCAUUAGCACUCUAGCCACCGUCUCCCGACAGACUUGGUCCUUCGCUCGAGAUGGUGGCCUCCCCUUUGCCAAUUUCAUUGGCGCCGUCAAGCCUGGCUGGAACAUACCACUCAACGCUGUUUGCCUUACAUUCGUCUUUACGACUCUUCUCUCACUGAUCAACAUUGGAUCUACUGUUGCAUUCAAUGCAAUAUGUUCCAUGGCGACGAACGCGCUUCUAUCCACCUACAUUAUUUCGCUCUCAUGUCUUAUACUUAGACGAGUCAAAGGUCCUGCACUUCCACCGCGUCGAUGGUCACUUGGUUCAUUCGGUCUCCCCAUUAAUCUCGCUGCUCUCUUGUUUCUAAUCUGGAUCUGGGUAUUUUGCUUCUUUCCACAAGAGACUCCUGUAACAGCAGCCAAGAUGAAUUGGAACAUCGUUAUCAAUGCAGGAGUUAUGAUAUUUGCCAUCGCAUAUUACUUUGUUGUUGGCAGACAUCGCUAUGUCGCGCCGGUCAUGUUGGUGAAGAGGGAUCUGUGA
This is a messenger RNA of Exophiala bonariae, 1566 nucleotides long. RefSeq lists its product as uncharacterized. Gene Ontology annotation, biological process: transmembrane transport. The record is from RefSeq and is a predicted model, not a curated record. Gene Ontology annotation, cellular component: membrane. NCBI's taxonomy places the organism in Eukaryota, Fungi, Ascomycota, Eurotiomycetes, Chaetothyriales, Herpotrichiellaceae. Gene Ontology annotation, molecular function: transmembrane transporter activity. The transcript is spliced from 4 exons. The coding region runs from base 1 to 1566 and encodes 521 amino acids.